AUGGUUGUAAAGUAUAAUACAUGCAAUCUUGCAUUAAUUUCUCUCUCAGUAAUCUUUGGAGCAAUUGCAUUAUUGUUAGCUUGUGUUGGAAUUGGUUCAUCGAAUUGGCAAACUACAUCGACUAAUACAACAACUGGACAAACGUAUAUUGAUAGGGUUGCUAAUUUUUUCUAUGCUUGCCGUUUAAAUCUAACUGGUGAUGCGCAAUGUGGACAACGUAGUAGUGAUCAUAAUGAUAUACAAUAUUAUAUAAUUAAUUUAACAGGAAAUUCAACUGAAUGGAAUUUACAUUUAAAUUUUGCGGCUGGUCUUUCGAUUAUUGGUAUUAUUUUUAUCUUUAUUGGAACAAUUACUAAUCUUCUGAUGUUUUUUGGUGAUCGAUCAACAUGGAUAUAUUUAAUUGCACCAACAUUUCUUUUUAAUGCAUGUCUUUUUAUGCUUGCCGGAUUAGCUGAAGGUGCACGUGUACUUCUAUACAAUGGUUAUUCGGCUAGUUUAUAUGAAGUAGCACAUGUAUUUAUUAUAUUUAGUUUAUUAACUAGUGCUAUAGCUGCUGGUUGCUUACACGAUCGUCCUCUUUAUACUCAAGCACAUAAAAAACUAAAAAGAAUAAAAAAAUGA
Messenger RNA from Adineta steineri, 621 nucleotides. The record is from the annotation of a GenBank genome assembly. Lineage: Eukaryota; Metazoa; Rotifera; Eurotatoria; Adinetida; Adinetidae.